Molecule: messenger RNA, 246 nt
Organism: Penicillium angulare
Lineage: Eukaryota; Fungi; Ascomycota; Eurotiomycetes; Eurotiales; Aspergillaceae
Exons: 2
Coding region: 1-246 (81 amino acids)
Source: RefSeq, a predicted model, not a curated record
AUGCGCUUCUCGUCGAAAAUCGCUCGGCCCCUACAGCUGGUCACUAGGGCCCUCCAGUGGUCUAGUUCCGUUAUAGUUAUGGGUCUAACAUCAUACUUUAUCAUGAAAGGGCCUCAUGGACAGCAUAUUCUCUAUCAAGAUGUUAUUAAGGAGAAUCCUACUCAGGCUGUUGUGGAGAAACAUGAUGGAACCUGUCCGCCUCUCGAUGCGCCGGCCGAAGUUGCUGCCCCGGUGGCUGAAGCCUAG